Messenger RNA from Sphaeramia orbicularis (orbiculate cardinalfish), 8123 nucleotides. It is a transcript of the gene fam222aa, whose product is annotated as family with sequence similarity 222 member Aa. The coding region runs from base 974 to 2539 and encodes 521 amino acids. Lineage: Eukaryota; Metazoa; Chordata; Actinopteri; Kurtiformes; Apogonidae. The record is from RefSeq and is a predicted model, not a curated record. The transcript is spliced from 3 exons.
AGUCUCGGCAGCUCAGCACAAGGGCAGGACUGCAUCCCGGAGCUGCCUGAAGGAGCUAGCUCUUUAUUCAGACUUAACCAGUAGUAAUUUGGUUAGUACACCAAAGAGAGCAUCUCGGAGCAUUACUAUCGAGGUUACGCUACAGUCUCAGCUGGAAAUCUGAGUCUAAAUCGGGAGGCAAGACAUCUCAGAGACGCUGCUGACACCACGGAGAAAGUGACGAACGGAGCAGAGCCUGGUCACCGGGAUUUUACAUCGCAUUGAAUCACUUUAGGAUAUUUCAGGCAUCUGCUUCGGCCCAGCCUUGAUUUUUUUUCAGGGUACCUUCACACGACACUGCCUAGAUAAUACACUAAGAGUUUGCAUGAUACUCGAUACAUUGACAUACGGUCUACAACAGUGAGCAGGCGGACCACUUCAACCCGUGCGUAACAGCGGUGGAUUUUGGAAUACUGCGUAGCAGUUCAACCACCCGGUCUUUCGAUUACAUUACUCUUUUUUGGAGACCACCUCAAGCAAAAAGAAGAGCAACCAGAGGACCUUUUACUUUAUUCCGGAGGCUGAACGCUACAAACCCGAAGCGCACUUGGUGCGCAAUCCUUCCGAGGAGGCUCCUGAAAUUGCCGACCUGCGCUUUUGCCCUCGACAAAAAUUGGCAACCGAUUCGAGUAAAAAGGCAAAGCUUAUUAACUUGUGCAUGCUAGGGGCUACAGUGUGGAAUCUAAUUCGCAGGGUUAUCGGUAUAUUUGCAUACCACUGGAAAAGGAGGAUAAACUUAAUCAACAUUUGACAUCGACUAAAAGUGUGCUGGAUUCUGGAGAAGAGCAUGAAUCCUUUUUAAUUUGGACCACAGAAGUAUGAAGCAGAUUGCUCAGUGAAUGCUACAAUCUGCAUGGAGUUGUAGUCUGCACUACGGAGCAAUUUAUGGUUGGCCGCAGAACUCCCCCGGCUGUAGAACUGUGCCCACCUCGCCAUGCUGGCUUGUUUGCAGAGGAGGCAAAACCCUCCACCCCAGCACCCAGUGUGUACCAGCAAAACCCUGGAGCCACCACAAGCCCUUGGACGGAAAUGUGAGCUGGUGGUGCCUACACAUUCCCCCCGCUACCCCACCGCAGCAGAACUUGAUGCCUAUGCUCAGAAGACGGCCAACAGCCCUCUGUCCAUCAAAAUUUUUCCCACCAACAUCAGGGUCCCCCAGCACAAGCACCUUAACCGGACUGUGAACGGAUAUGACACAACAGGGCAACGCUAUAGUCCCUACCCACAUCUUCACACAGGAGGCUACCAGGGCCUACUUGCCAUUGUCAAGGCCUCUUCUUCCUCCUCGUCAUCAUCGUCAGCCUCCACAUUUGUCCCUUCAAAAGGAGUUCUCAAGAACUCUGAAGGCAGACGGACUAAGCUUUCUCCAGCCCACAUAGCUGUUGCCCCAUACCCACCCCCUAGUAGUAGCACUUUAGCCAGUGGUCAUGGCCAAAUGGUAUACCACACUGGGCCCUCAAAGCCUCCAGAAGGCCCUGGACUGUCAGUUCCCCCUAAUGUCACUGUAGCUGGCUCAGUGAUUCCUGUAACAGGGGGUCGAAGCCUGGCCCUGCCUGCACAGUCCAACCUCCCCUCCAUCCAGAGCAUCAUCUACCAGAUCAACCAGCAUUGCCAGGCCCAGGCACUGCAGCAGGUGUGCCAAGGGGCUGCCACUGCACCAUCAAAUACUAGCCCCUCCAAGCAGGGUACUGCUGUCAUGGGGGUCUCUUCUAGCUCCUCAGGUGGAGGCUAUGUGGUAGGAAUGGGUCACCAAGCCAACAUGGUGUACACAGCUCCCGGGCUACCGGCUCAGAAUGCGGAGGCAAUGAAGACUGGUGUGUAUGCAGAUGGUAUGGACUAUAUCCUUUGGCAGAAGCAACAACAGCAACAACAACAGCACCAACAACAACAGGCUGUGCUCCGCAUGUACAGCGGAGGCAGUGGAGGAGGGGGUGCGAUCAGCAAGUCUCCUGAAACAUGUGUUCCUGGAGGAGGGAUUAUGGCUGCCCAAGUCUCCUCCUCUUCGUCCAGACCUUAUCACCUGACAGCGAGUGCCAGUGGAGGAGGCGGGCUGGACAAAGUCAGCUCUUCCCCUUUGAACUGCGUGGGUAUGCAUGGAAAUUUCUCAGUGGGUCAAUACUUUGCCCCGCCAUGGAACAGUGUGCUGGUGACACCUGACAGUGACUGCUACAACCCCCAGGAGCUUUUGGGCACCUCCACAGGAGGGCCAGCCACGGGGCACAGAGAGCUGGGCUAUCCCCAUCACCAUCACCACUACCACCAUCAUCAUCACCACCCUGCAAUAGACAGUGGGGGAGGUUUGUGCUGCAGCCUGCCCAGCAAGAGCAUGUGCAACACGUCUGUGCUGAGCAGCAGCUUGCAGUCUCUGGAGUACCUGAUCAAUGACAUCCACCCACCCUGCAUCAAGGAGCAGAUGCUUGGCAAAGGCUAUGAGACUGUGUCAGUGCCACGUCUGUUAGACCACCAGCAUGCACACAUCCGCCUCCCCGUUUACAGAUAGAAGGGGAAGAAGAGGAGAGUGAGAGAAUCAAGAGCUGUGGAUUUGCGAAAAAAAAUAUAGUUACAACAACAGAGAUGUUUUUGGGGUACAGUUUGUUGAAACUGGCACUGCUUUAACCAGUGUGGGAGCUUAAACAAGAGCAGUUUUUGUGCUGUGUAACCCUAGGUUUGGUGAUUUCAAGUCGAGCUGUGGGAGUCCCAAAUAUAAAAGGUGGUAGAGAGUGCUAGUGGGAGAGAAAAGGGAUUUCAAGAUUCUCCAGAUGUUCCAUUGUGUGGUUUGCCAAUAGGAAUUUUGGAUUGAUUUAUUUUUUGUUCUGAUUUUGUUUUGUUUUUGUUUUGUUUUUUAAUUUACUUGCCUGAACUUUUUUGAUAUAGCUUGAUAUGAAGUGCAUAGGCCACUUAUAUCCCCCUUCCAAAUACAAAGAAUGAAGCUACUGUGUAGGUUGUCACUGAAAUGGUCUUAAAUGGGCCGGGGUUUAGGGCUGCUCUCAAAAUCCAAAUCUUUGUAACAGUGCACAGACAUAUACAGCUGGAAAAUACAUAUACACACUCACACAUAUACAGACAGAAAUGUACUGAUACAUGAGAAGAAUUAAAUAAUAGCCAGUACUUGGGUGUUAUGUACAAGGAUCAUAAGGUUGAAUUAAAAGGAUAGUACAAUAUUAGUUAUUAUUGCUGUUAUAAUUGAUACAAAACUUGCACUGCUUGAAUCUUGUUAACUUUGACGUUUGGAAUUGGGUAGUUUGGAUAUGAUAUAUUUAAGAAACUUGAAAAACUUGAACCUAUUUUUUUGUUGUUUUAUAUAUUUGUAGGUAUAUUAUAUGCAUUGGCUGCUAUGGGGAAAGUGUCUCAAAUGCUUUUAUAAUUUUUUUUUUCUUUCUCAUAUUUGUUUUUUUGAUUUAAUUAUUCCUCCUCAAGCUAAUGUGCAGUUUCUUAUGUCCUGGUGUGAGGCAUAGUUGCUGCUUUGGUUCUGUAAGAACCUGGUUGGAGAGCUCUUUUUCCUUACCAACACUGGAAUCUACAAUAAAUCUUGAAAUACUUAUUUAAAAAGAAAAUGUUGCAAAAAAUACAAGAAAAAUAAAUGUUACAAUGAAGAAUGUGAUUGGGGGGGGUUAUCUACAUAACCUUAUGUGUAUGUUUAUGCGUGUAUGUGGCUGAGUGCAUGCGUGUGUGCAUUUUAGUUUUUGUUUUUCAAAAUCCUCAGACUUUUUUUUUUAAUUGUGUUUUUACAAGAUUUCUACCACCAAGACUGAAAAACUGAUUCACCAGUCCCAUGAACAUCAUAUGUGAGUUAUGUACAGGAUAUUUUUUGCAAAUCUAACUCCCUUUUAUUGGAGACUUUUGAUAUUCUCUGGAGCUAAAAUAGAGAUCAAGCACUCCCUUAUAGCUGUAGUUACAAAGCUGCAUCCCUCUUUCCUGUCAAGUGUUAUCACAGUGACAGAAUAAGGUGGGAAUAAAUGCAAGUUCUAUUUUGGGGGUGCUAUUCACCCCUAAUCCUACAAACAAAAACAAAAUGAAAACAAUCAUGUCCUGUCCUCCGGAGUCAGAUGAAAUGAGACGAGGCUCACUGCUUUUUCUUGUCCAUUUCAGCCCCUGGUUAAGAUGCAUUUAGCUUGGGCUAGUCUUAACUUGAUGAUUCAGAGCAGUGAAAUAUUUAUUAUGACUGUGAGAUUCCCUUGAAUGUACUGCACUUAAAUUACUGCGAUGUUUUAUUGCCUUGUGGGACUCAAGUGAAAGAGAAAAAUUGGAUCAGUGCAGCAGUCCUCUGGUCUUAAAUUAGCAUUUCUUUUGUCAGUCAAAUUUCAAUGGUAAAUUGAAUUUAUUAACUGAAGGGAGAGCUGGAGCUUUGUUGUGGGGAAAUACUGGCAUCAGUCUAGAUUUAUGAAGUGCAAUUAUUAUGACUGUAUUAACAUUUUUCUCUGAGCUUACACCAAAAAAUGUAAACUACAGUUGUCAAUACAUUCCCAAUGUACCACACCCCUAAUCCCUAUCCUUUCUUUUUGUUUUGAGGUGUAAAAUAAAUUUCUUUAAGAAUAUAUUCAGAGGCCACAUCUUGGCCUUGAAGUCUGUCAUUAUUUUUUAUGUCCUCUAGAGGUUAUCAGGAAAUUGGACCUUUGUUUCAGCAGGAGUGAAAUCUAGAGAAAAGAGAAAUAUGGAGUGUAGACCUUUUACUGUACUGUAUCUGCAAGACCUCUACCACUGAGAAAAUCAGCAAAAUAUAAUUGAUAAUCUUUUCAUUGUUUACACUUUGGCCAUCCAAAGAAAAAGGACAGACAGCACUGUUGGGGAAAAAAAAGAAUAAUGUACCUAUAAAUAUUGAAGAUAUGAUUUGAGUUAAGAGAGAAGCUGAAAAUAAGGUUUCUUUGAUCAUUUGCACUCCAUAAAUAGAUUUGUUUCUCCCUUAAGAUAACCCUUGCUUUAUCUUAACUAUGAGCCUUAAAUUUUGUGCUAAUGUGGUGUUUGUAGGCAUGCUAGUGUCUUUGAAGGUUGACAAAGAUUUCAGUCUAAAGAAUACCAAGCCCCUUGGCUUUAAAUUUGCACAGUAAGCCUCCUUAACAUUCCAGAGAAAAAUUUUCAUGUUGUUUCAAAAGCUUAAUACCCCAGCCACAGUCUGAUUCCAGCAUAUUUUCUGUCUUGUAGAAAUAUUUUGACAGAUUUACAGAUACAUCCCGUCCCUAAAUCCCCUCCGUUUGGCUUCUGCAUCCAAGCAUUAAACCCUGUCACAUGAUGUUGAAGUGAAGAGGAGACACUUGAGGCAGUGGAGUUUCUGGUGUCUGGCCUUUCCCACCAGUGGAGGUCUAAGGCACCAGGGCUCUUUGCUAAUGGGAAUAUUGGGUGACGCCUGGCUGCUGGACACUGCCAGUGGGGAGUAUUCAUUCACUCAAAGGGUUGAAACUGAACCCUUUUCAAAUAGCAAGGGAUUUGCUAUAAGGUACUGAGAGGAAUCAGGAGAUUUUGACCCGGAAUACCGAAGUCAUAAUACAGAAUACCGGCCAUUUUUAAGAAUACACAGAAACAUUCGAGUCAAACUUGCAUGUAGUUUUGUUAGAUGUAAAGUGGUAUUUUAACACUUAAAACAUAUUUUCUUUGUGGCUGUUUUUCUACUGUACAGGCUCCAAACUGUCUGUGCACUGGUCCUUUACACACAUUAAUGAGCUCCUAUUGAUGGGAUGCAUCUUAGCCCUGCAACUCUGGUCCAUUCUGCAAUUCCCGAUUUGGACAAUGGACGCUUAGCCCAUAUUAGGAUAAUAGAAUUAAAUUUCAAAUAGAUUUGUGCCUGAGCUGAUCCAUGCACGGCUCACUCAGCUGCAGAGGCAGAGUGGCAUAUGGCAUGUCAUUAUCUAAGCCCACCCUCCCCCUGUCCAGGGCCAACAGGGUUCAGCAGUGCUUAAACAAACUGAAGGUUAGGACUGGCUGGCUGGCGUUGAAGGGGAGGACAGCGGGGUUUGUAGGGGGGUUGCUAAAUCACAGCCUCCACAGCGUCUCAGAGGGCCUCAGCACCGCACCAUGGCGCCUGGGCUCAGAGGCCUGCUUUAAAAGCUGGGCUGUGUUUGAUCGAGGGGAUUUGUUUUCUGUUGGAUUAUACAUGGUUGCUCCCUGCCUGGCUGAGGGGCCCUGUGCAAUGUGACAGAUCUCAGCACAAAAAAAAUAAAAGGAAGAGGGAGAGAGAUACAGGGAGGGAUUUUGGGGUCAGAGAAGCCUCGAAGCAUCAGUAAUCAGGAUAAUUGCCGUGUUCCUGGUGCUGAUUUCAUUCUCCCGUUUGGCUUUGCGGCCUCAUAUUCAGAUUGAAUCUUAAACUCUGGAAAAAAUCACUGACAGACUUGCUGUGCCUCAAUUUACCCAGUUCUCGUAGUGAAUUCUUCUAUUGUCAUUUAGUUUUGUCACCAUAUUUUAUGUUUCACUGCCCAGGAAAUGAUGAAUUACACUAUCCAAAUAUUUAAUGAACAAGGGCAUUUAGAUCUGUAACUAUCUCUGUGGCUUCAGACUAUGGACUGUUUUAAUGUUUUCAAGGCCAAUGAGACGUGGACAUCUGAGGGCAAAGUGGAAGGGCAUGAACUUAUGCUGGUUCUGGAAAUCCCUUCGUUAAUCCCAAUAAGUCCAUGAAGACCUUUACCCAGUGCAAAGGUCCGGUUGCAUUUAUGCACCUUAAAUACAUCUGAGUGGGAAGGAGAUGGGACAGACCUGUUCAAAGCGGGGUCAGUUCUUUCACUCGCUAAACCGAGGGGAUGGGAGGGGAUGGAGGAAUAGAAAAAAUAAAGGCAGCUGCUCGCUCUGUAGAGUCUUGGCGCUGCCUCUCUAACCUACAGAUGACAAAGGGGGGAAGGGUGGGUGGGUUGGGUAUGUCCCCUCCACACUGCUUUGGUCAACCUCAGUCAUGUCCCCUGGCUGCCCUUGGGCCCCUGGGGCUCUCAUCAUCUCACAGUUCUUCCUGGCAUUCCUCCUUAACAUCUACGGACUGGUGAAGAUAAAGUCAUGUUAGUUCCAUUGUGCUCGUACCUAGCAAGAAAAUACUUUAAUCAAUAAUUCAGAUGGUCCUGAAGAGGUCUGUGUAGUUAACCCACCAGCCUUAUCGCUGUAUUGCACAAUAACAUGAAAUGAUUUGCCACAGAGUAAGAGCACAUUGCCAUCUCUUUAGUGCUGCUGAGAAACACUGGAUGGGUCACAUGUGAGCAACAUGGUGUACAUGAUGUAUUUUUUGCUUCAGCAUCUAUGAAAUCAGCACAGACCAUAACAUUUAUCAGGAUCUUGUUCUUAAGGCACAGCCCCAGAUUCCAUAUGGAAAAGGAAAGGCAGCAGGUUGUAAUUCCAGGAGAAUAUGGUUGUCUUUCAGCUAUGUACGUUUGGCUGAAAAACUUUAUGGCCUCCAAAUAUUCAUCUAAUUUACAUGGUGGGUAUAUUGCUGUAUUCAAUCUACACACAAAAGUCUGGGGAUUUUGCUUUUUCUUCCUGUUUCCGUUAAUGUUUGUGUGGCUCUCAGAAUGUUCCUGUGGACAAACAGGGCUGUUUUCCCGAAUGAUCUCAAAUGCACCAAUGCUGCCAAAGUCUGAGGGUGCCGCAACCUUGAGAAAAUAAUAUAUAUGGAAAUGGGAAAUCUAUAAAGCAUCUCUCUUAUUGUUCUCCCUGCAGUGUUGUAUUUAUGUUUAAAAAUGAUUUUGUCUCCUCAGGAUGAAAAAAUGUAAAGAAUACCUUGCUUUUUUUUUUUUGAAAAUGAUAAUAUAUGAGUCUUAGAUUUCGAAAUAAGAAGUCUGAAUAUAAAAAAAAGCUGUAAAAUCCUUUAGUCGUGGGGUUUUCAACUUUUGAAUGUGCCUACAGCCAAGCAUCCCAGUGAUUGCUUACCUUCUACCCCUUUCCAGUUCUGCAAUCUCUUCCUAAUCUCCCCACAACCAUCAUCUUCAAUUUGCUGAAACUGCCACUGCCCCCUCCUCCAUCCAAAUGACCACAGUAGAUCUUUUGUCUGUUCCCUGCUUUUGUCAAUCUCAGGACUGAAAUUUUCUUUAUUUUAAUGUAGAUGGUUGGUUUUCAUUUGAUCUCUCCUCUCUUAUGUAUUAUUGUUUGACAUAAGUAAAUAAAGCAAAUGACUUCUA